Messenger RNA from Racocetra fulgida, 513 nucleotides. The record is from the annotation of a GenBank genome assembly. NCBI's taxonomy places the organism in Eukaryota, Fungi, Glomeromycota, Glomeromycetes, Diversisporales, Gigasporaceae.
AUGCCAACAAAAAGAUCCCGCACUUCAUUAAUUAACCGUAUCACUCCUAAUAUAGUUAGGACGCACUCUAAUUGGAACGAAAUAUCAAAUAAAUUGCGACAAGUAUUUGAAAAUUUUCGUACAACAUAUAAUAAUGAUAUAGCAAAAUUGGCAAGCCAAUUGAUUCGGAAAAGAGGUAAUCCAUCAGAUCAUGAUAUCAAAAAGUUCAUUUCCGGAUCUGUAUGGGAAAGGCCUCUUAAAAAGCAUAUCGAUGCACUUGAUUAUGAUAUAUUUAAGAAUCGUCAAUCUGAAGCAAAAUCAUUGGAAAAUUUUAUUGCUGCAAGUCUCAAAAUACAUGUAGAAUUCUUAAUAGCCGAAUCUAAAGGAGAAGAUCCAGAUUAUAAUUCUAUGGUUCUAAAUCGUAUUAAAGAAUUGGAUAAUAUUACUAUUAAUUUCCAAUUUUCAGCCGCAAGCCAUCUUCAAUAUGCUAAUCAACUGGAACUUAAAGAAGAACGGGGAAGAUUAAAAAAAUGA